Ostrinia nubilalis (European corn borer) is the source of this 1304-nucleotide messenger RNA. It is a transcript of the gene Cyt-c1, whose product is annotated as cytochrome c1, heme protein, mitochondrial. The record is from RefSeq and is a predicted model, not a curated record. Bases 41 to 967 code for a protein of 308 amino acids. Gene Ontology annotation, molecular function: electron transfer activity; heme binding. NCBI's taxonomy places the organism in Eukaryota, Metazoa, Arthropoda, Insecta, Lepidoptera, Crambidae. The transcript is spliced from 7 exons. Gene Ontology annotation, biological process: mitochondrial electron transport, ubiquinol to cytochrome c.
AUGUCAUUCGUUUCGUCUUUCAUUACGACGUUUUACUAUCAUGGCGGCCGCCGUCGGUAGGAUUUGUGGGGCACGUCUUUUGAAAAAUUAUGGGAUAGUUGCUCCCCAGGUAUGUCAGCUGUCCACCAGUGCUCAAGGAUGGACUAGGAAUAGAAAAUUGUUACUCUCCACCUUGGGUGUGGUGGGAGGAGGAGUGGGCGCUCUCCUGUUCGCCCUGGAACAGUCAGUGCAGGCUUCGGGCAACGAAGCUCACCCACCCCAUCAGCCUUGGAGCCACGAUGGCAUAUUCAAGUCUUUUGACCAUGCUAGCAUACGCCGGGGGUAUGAAGUGUACAAACAGGUGUGCAAGGCGUGUCACUCGCUGCAGUACAUUGCCUUCCGAAACCUGGUCAACGUCAGCCACACUGAGGAAGAGGCCAAAGCGGAGGCGGCAGAGGUUAUGAUCAAAGACGGACCUGAUGAGGAAGGCAACUACUUCGAGAGGCCCGGCAAGCUGUCGGAUUACUUCCCGUCGCCUUACCCCAAUGAAAAUGCUGCCAGAGCAGCUAACAAUGGUGCCUACCCGCCGGACCUGUCGCUGAUCUGCUCGGGCCGCAAGGGCGGCGAGGACUACAUCUUCGCGCUGCUGACGGGCUACGUGGAGGCGCCCGCCGGCAUCGCGCUGCGCGAGGGACAGAACUACAACCCCUACUUCCCCGGGGGAGCCAUCUCGAUGGCACAAGUGUUGUUCGACGAGGCGGCGGAAUACACCGACGGCACGACGCCAACAGCGUCACAGCUGGCCAAAGACGUAGCCACGUUCCUGCGGUGGUGCUCGGAGCCCGAGCUGGACGACCGGCGGCUCAUGACCAUCAAGGCCAUCGGCAUGUUCUCCAUGCUCGCCGCCGUCGUCUACUACUUCAAACGGCACAAGUGGUCCUCCAUCAAGUCCAGAAAACUAGCCUACAAACCCGUCUCUAAGAAAUAAAACGCCGCAGAAAUAUGUAGUAUAAAACAAACGUUUUAGACACUUUUUUUUUCGAUAGGCACAGUAAUAUGUUAUUUGUUUAUAAUUAAAUUAAUUUAUUUUAUACACCACGCGUUUAUUUCUGACCUCCGGUCGCUGAACGAUGUUACCAUGUGGUCCGCGUCGCGUCUUUUGAUGCAUACUAACUUAAUGUAAUGGUAAUAGAGCAAUUACGUCGCGUAUUUGAUUAGCACAGUCAAAUUAUAAACUAGGUGAACUUAUCUGUGCUUGUGAUGUUCCAUGGAAGUUAUUAACUGUGAAUCAGUGUACAGUUGAAUAAAUGAGUUAAUAAAAUCGA